UCUCGUUUUUCAUCAGAAUUAUUUUAGCACGAGUAAAAUGCAUCAGAAAUCCCAAUUCUUUCGUAAAAGUUCCAAGUUAGUCCCAAUUUUUUGAAACUGCACGUUUGAGUCCUAAUUGUUUCGUAAGUGGUUCGGCGCGGGUCCUAAGGUGGCUCGGGCGCGUGUCUGAUGCUUACGUGGCUAUUUGGACCCACAUGUCAGAUGCCAAGAUGGAAAGUUUUUGCCAAAAAGACGCUGCCUCUUUCCUUCAUCUUCCCCGUGCCCCCUCUCCUCUUCUUCCUCUCUCCCCAAAGCUCUCUCCCCCUAUGUUCUUCUCCUCCCCAGGCCACGAACUCCGGCGCGCGAGCUCCCCUCACCGCUCUGGCCCACCCUCGCGCCCUACGCCGCACCAAGCAGAUCCAACGCACCACACUGCGUCCUCCUCUGCAGUUUUUGGCAGCCGCAUGCGCCCCGAGAAGCCUCACGCCGCUCGUCUUCCCGAAGUCCGACGGAAGCGCAGCCCGCUUCGAUCCGCGCAACCAUGGCCUCCAUCGCCCUUCCGCCUUCAUCGAGAGCACCGCAGCGCCGCCGCACGUCCUCCGGUGCGCUUGCCCGAGUCUCCCACGCCCCGCAUCUCCCCCGCGUCGAACACCCCGCCGGCCGCCUCCAGCUCGCAGUCGCCGGCCUUCUGCAGCGGCGGAUCCGCGACGGCCUCGACGCCAUCCGGCUCCUCGCGAUGGAGCGCAUGUCUCGAGCCCCCUGGAGCGCUACCUCGAUCACCGGAAGCCUCUCUGUGACGCCUACUUCUCCGAGCACGGCGAGAUCCGCCGCUCACCAUCCCUGCUCCUGGUGGCUAGCGCCCGGUGGCGGCGCCCUCAUCUCCCUCCGUACGGAGAAAAGGAGAGGGAGAUGGGGACAGAGAUCGGGGAGGCGACGACGUCCUCACUAAUGGCGACGGCAGCCAGACAGAGAGGCCACAGCGCGGGGACAGCAGCGCAGGCUCGCCGGCGGCGAAGGAGGGCACAGCGAGGACUGGAGAGGCGCGAAUAAGACUCCAGCCUUUGAUUGGUUCUCUAAUCCGGUGUAUUCAUUGGCAAUUUUUGGCCGUCGUCGGUGGAAUUUCGGGGAGAAUCCCAUCUCCAAUCCGGUGCGAAUCCCCGAGAAUCCCAUCAAUUUCUAGCCGUCGUCGAGGGUGAGCUCGAGGGAGGCAGGGUUGUUCGGGGAGGAGAAGAACAUAGGGGGACAGAGCUUCGGGGAGAGAGGAACAAGAGGAGAGGGGGCACGGGGAAGAGGAAGGAAAGAGGCAGGGUCUUUUUUGAAAAAAAAACAGUCCACCUUAGCACGUGACAUGUGGGCCCAAAUAGCCACGUAGACACGGCCCAAAUAGCCACGUAGACACCAGGCAUCUGCCUGAGCCAUCUUAGGACCUUAGGACCUGUGCUGAACCACUUACGAAACAAUUGGAACUCAAAUAUACAGUUUUAAAAAAUUAGGACUAACUUGGCGAAAGAAUUGGGACCUCUGAUGCAUUUUACUUUUUUAGCACCAUUUCUCUUUGAAUCUCGAAGGUUCGAUGAUUCCUCAAGAUUUCGUAGUUUGGUAGACUCAUUUGUAAAAACACCCCUCAAGAUGUAUUAUCUAUCGAAGCAAACAACCAACUUUUAAUCGAGGGAGGGCCAAGUUAAAAUAUAGGAACUGUUUGGUUUGAACCCAAAGUAGGCCUACCAAAAUUUUGGCUAGCCAAAUAAUUGGUGAUGGUUUUGCUAGUCUAUGAGUUGGCCAACUUUGAUCAAAAAAUUGAACUAAAGUUGGCUACGAAAUAUUUACUAGCCAAAUAUUUGGUCACCAUUCAAACAAACACCAAAUUUUAAUCAAUGACCAAAAAAUUGGCUUGAUGUGUUUUAAAAGCAAACCAAACACACCCAUGAGCUGUCAACUACGGACCUACAGUACAAUCUGUCAAUUUACUCCAUUCCACCGGCCACCGCCCCAAACCCAAAAACCCCAACUCCGCGCCCAGCGAAGCGAGCGCCAUGGAACGCCGCCGCGGCCGCUCGCUGCCGACCCUCCCCAAAGAGCUCAUAGAGGAGAUCUUCCUCCGUAUCUCGCCCGACGAACCAGCGUGCCUCUUCCGCGCCUCCCUCACCAGCAAGAGAUGGAGCAAAGUCGUCUCCUCCCGCAGAUUCCGCGAGCGCCUCCUCGCUCUCCACCGGACCCGGACACCCCCCAUGCUUGGCGUCCUCCACGGCAACAACUGGGACAACAUCCCCCGCUUCAUCCACACAACCGCGUCGCCCUUCUCCCUCGUCGGCGCCCCGGACUACCGCUCCUGGCGGGCCCUGGAUUCCCGCCACGGCCGCGCCCUCUUCCUCUCCGAGGGCCAGGUCCCUGUAGUUGUACGGCUCCUCAUUUGGGAACCAAUCACGCGCACCCAGCAGCGCGUACCUGUACCCGUGCCUGAAGCGUACAGGAGAGGUUCCUCCAACGCGGCCGUGUUCUGUGCAGCGGACGGGUGCGACCACCGCGACUGCCUCGGGGGUCCUUUCCGCGUGGCCUUCGUCUUCGGCCUCAUGGACAAGCGGGGUCUCCUGACGAGUAGCACGACGGCGAUGGCAUAUUCGUCGGAGACUGGCACGUGGGGCGAACCGAUCGUGUUGCACGGCUUGUUGGGCUGGUAUUCAUCAUACACUUCCAGCGUGCUCGUUGGGAGAUCUCUGCUCUACUUCAUGCAGGGCAUGUCAGAAGGGAAUAUCCUGGAGUAUGACGUGGCUAGGCACUCCCUGGCUUCGAUCGACCUACCAGAAUUUGAGUUGGAACGUAACCUCAUGCUGACGGUGGACGGUGGACUGGGAGUUAUCAGUGAAUCCGAAAAGAAAGAACUCAAAGUGUGGUCAUGGCAGGAGGCGAUUGAUGGCAGUGAUACAUAUUCGCCGGAAGAGGCAAGUGAUGGCAGUGAUACAGAUUCGUCUGAGGAGGCGAUUGAUGGCAGUGAUACAGAUUCGUCGGAGGAGGCAAGUGAUGGCAGACAUAAAGGAUGGGUACUGAGCCGGGUCAUCUGCUUGGACAAGUUGCUACCAAACGGUGCUCUACAAGAACCAGUGGUUGUGUUGGGAUUUGCCGAGGGAGCAAAUGUCAUUUUCGUGCUCACGGAUGCUGGCGUCUUCACAAUCGACCUGCAGUCCGAAGUGGUGAGGAAGGUUACUGGCCAGUUCACAAUCAACGAUGGCCUCAGUAAUUUGCUUCCAGUUGUCAGCUUCUACACUCCUGUGCCCCGAGGUCUGCACCAUGGCCCGCCGUCAUCGAACCUUGGUGAGGACAGAGCAGGGGAGGAACAGAAAGUAGCAGAGCAGGUGCACCAGCUGUUCGAUAAGGGGUCCAAUGCUUCCAAGGAGGGGGAAUUUGUCAGCGCUGGCAUCAGCCACACCAUCGACCUCGAGACCAGGAGUGCACCAAAUGAAGAAUCAGUGAAGGGCACAACUAGCAAAGAUGAUGCUGGGAACUCAAAGACCUCUGAUAGCAGUGUUGAGGAUGCCGCUCCACUUUGGGAGGAAGGUGAUUCUCAAGAAGGUAUAUAUCAGUCCAUCGCCAUUUGUUCCAGCAAGGGGCAUCUUCCUCGGUGAUGAACUGCACGAGCCCGGGGUUGGCCGCAACAUCCUCUGGCACAGAAACAGGUAGGAAUGGCCGUAGGACAAUAUUACCAAUCCAUGUCCCCGGUAGCGAAGGGUAGAGCUUGAUCUGUAGGUUGAUGGUUGCUAUAUGCACCUGGAUGUCAAGAUACUGCCAGACACAACUCUAUGAUGCAAAACAGCAGAGUGGGGAUUAAAUGUUUGUAACUGCUACGAGAUCAUGAGUGCUCAAGGAUGCUUAAUAUUGGAAGGAUUCAUACUCUGUAAUGAACGGUGAUCUUGCUGUAGGUGAUCAUCCGAGAAACAAUUCAGUUUUGAGGAAUCACAAUUGUUGGUUCAAGUACUCUGUUUUUCUUA
Molecule: messenger RNA, 3962 nt
Organism: Brachypodium distachyon (stiff brome)
Lineage: Eukaryota; Viridiplantae; Streptophyta; Magnoliopsida; Poales; Poaceae
Exons: 3
Coding region: 2013-3599 (528 amino acids)
Molecular function (GO): protein binding
Source: RefSeq, a predicted model, not a curated record